AUGUACAGGAUGGUAAGAGUAGCCAACGAGGACACCGACUUUCAGCGCAUAGUGUGGCGCGAACAUGCUGGAAGUGAAAUCAAGGAUUACAAGUUGCUGACCGUCACUUUCGGAACUGCUUCAGCGCCCUACUUGGCAGUAAAGGCACUCAAUCAGGUAGCAUGUGACCACAGAGAGCAGUAUCCUAUAGCUGCGUCACGGGUCCACCAAGAGUUCUACAUGGACGAUUUAAUGACCGGGUGUCAGACAGAAGAAGAAGGUCUACAGCUGUAUCAUGAAAUGAAAGGCUUAUUGAAUGAGGGAGGGUUCGUGCUACAGAAAUGGGCUAGUAACAAGAAAGAAUUGUCAAAGGAGAUCAAUAGAAGAGAAAGAGAGAAUCUAGGAAACGAAGAAGAAAAGAGCAAUCUGGAAAUUAAGACAGAUAAUAUAACUAAAAUACUGGGACUUACCUGGAACCGGGACGACGAUGAAUUUCAGUAUUCGGUGAAACUGCCGCCGCUAUCGCCACCUGCAACAAAAAGAAAAAUAAUUUCUGAUGUUUCACGUUUGUUCGACCCAUUAGGAUGGUUAGCGCCAUGUGUCAUUGCAGCAAAAAUGUUUAUCCAGCGUCUAUGGCUAGCAGGAAUCGGAUGGGAUGAAGAACCACCAUCGGAUAUACUGCAGGAUUGGCUAACUUACCGUGAGCAGCUAGCUCACCUUGUAGACUUCAGGAUUCCAAGAUGGCUUCACACGCACGUGGAUGACACACUUCAUGAACUGCACGGCUUUUGCGACGCAUCCAACGCCGCUUACGCUGCUGUCGUUUAUCUUCGAGUAAUUGACUCAACUGGAAACAUACAUGUGGCUUUAGUGACAGCCAAAACAAGAGUAUCACCUGUCAAGCAGGUCAGCAUACCCAGAUUGGAACUUUGCGGAGCCGUACUUGUGGCUAAACUGCUGGCUGAAGUUGCAGAAGUAAUGAAAAUACCCAGAUCAAACAUAAGAGCGUGGACGGAUUCCACAGUGGUUCUUGCGUGGCUCAACAAGCACCCAAGCAGCUGGAAAACCUUUGUAGCUAACAGGGUAUCCGAGAUAUUAACCACUAUGGAUUCAGCGCAAUGGUCUCACGUAUGUACAAAGGAAAAUCCGGCAGAUUGUGCUUCACGUGGUAUGCAACCAGAAGAGUUAAAAGAACACGACCUGUGGAAGUUUGGACCUAAACUUCUGCACGAUAAGACCAUUCAUUACUCAAAGCCUAAAAACAAUGACACAAACCUUGAACAGUCGGCGAGAGUCCAUGUAGGAAUAGUAGAAGAAACGUUCUGGGACAAAUACUCAUCUCUUAACAGACUUAUACGUGUUGUUGCCUAUUGCCGACGUUUUAUAAGAAAGCGUGAUAAAGUACAGAACAAGCAGGUUCACGCACGAUAUCUGCAAAAGUGGGAGUUGGAUGAAGCAACCAUGACCUGCAUUAAAAUGUGUCAAAACGCAGAGUUCAAGAACGAAAUUGAGGAAAUCAACAAAAGCGGGUACAUUAGUUCAAAAACCUCUAAUAUUCGUUCUUUAACGCCGUUUCUUGAAAAAGGUAUUUUGCGAGUGGGCGGCCGAUUGGAGAACGCUCCAGAGUUAGAAAUAGCCAAGCAUCCUAUUAUCUUGCCGCAUGACUCGCAUCUGACUAAGUUGAUUGUGGCAGAUGCCCAUGAACGUACUCUUCAUGGCGACCAGCGAGCUAUGCUGAACUACUUAAAGUCAGCUUAUUGGAUAGUACGAGCGAAGGACUUAGUAAAACACCACAUUCACAAAUGUGUGCGCUGCAUUCGUCACAAAGCUAAGAUCCAAACUCAAUUGAUGGGAGCCUUACCUUCUGCUAGAGUUACACCAGGUAGAGCGUUUAUCCGCAGCGGAGUUGAUUAUGCUGGACCCAUCAAUUUAAGAACUUCAAAAGGCCGAGGACAUCACUCAUACAAGGGCUAUGUGUGCUUGUUCAUCUGUAUGGUAACCAAAGCCAUACACCUAGAGGUAGUGAGCGAACUUACCUCACGUGGAUUUCUUGAGGCUUUCAAGAGAUUCACCUCCAGACGUGGCCGUUGCUUAGAGAUUUACAGCGACAACGGCACCAAUUUCGUUGCUAAAGAAUUAAAGGACCUUUUUAACGCAGAGAAGUCAACUAUGGUCCAAGAAGUAGCGGAAAGUCUGGUGUUAAAUGGUACCACGUGGCACUUCAUCCCUCCUAAAAGCCCGAACUUCGGUGGAUUAUGGGAAGCAGGGAUUAAGUCCACCAAAUACCACAUCAAAAGGGUUAUUGGAGAGUCGACACUUACCUAUGAGGAAAUGGCGACUCUACUCAGCCAGAUCGAGGCCUGCCUAAAUUCACGGCCUAUCUCCGUUGUACCCAACGACCCUAAUGAGCUUAACCCUCUAACUCCGGGUCACUUUCUGAUAGGGGAGCCUCUAGUUACGAUUCCGGAAAUAAACUAUGAAUGCUCGAAUAUCAGCACUCUUAAGCGAUGGCAACUGACCCAGCGUAUGCUACAAAACUUUUGGCGUCGUUGGUCAAACGAAUAUUUGACCCAUUACUUACAGCGGUACAAGUGGGCACAUCAAGUUCCCGAACCUAACGUUGGGGACGUUGUUUUGGUCAAGGAGGAUGAUCUCCCUCCUUCUAAGUGGCUUUUCGGCAGAAUCAUGCAGAAGCACCCUGGUUCGGAUCAACUGACCAGAGUGGUAACCAUCAAAUGUAAAAAUACUUUGAUAAAGCGACCAACGUCAAAACUUUGUAUACUGCCGGUUGCUAACUAG
This is a messenger RNA of Cydia pomonella (codling moth), 2778 nucleotides long. RefSeq lists its product as uncharacterized. Gene Ontology annotation, molecular function: nucleic acid binding. Gene Ontology annotation, biological process: DNA integration. The record is from RefSeq and is a predicted model, not a curated record. The transcript has a single exon. NCBI's taxonomy places the organism in Eukaryota, Metazoa, Arthropoda, Insecta, Lepidoptera, Tortricidae. The coding region runs from base 1 to 2778 and encodes 925 amino acids.